AUGAAAGUCGUGCGCGUCGUCGGCUACCAUAAAAACCUCGAGUUGUCCGAAGUCCCCGAACCCAAAAUCACGUCGCCACUCGACGUGAUUGUGAAGAUCGGCGCCGCGGGGCUCCCUUACACCAUCGGGCACGAAAAUGCUGGCUGGGUCCAUGCAAAAGGGGAGGCCGUGACGGGACUCGAGGUCGGCGACAAAGUGAUUCUGCACCCGCUAGUGACCUGCGGCCUAUGUCACGCGUGCCGCUUCGGCGACGACGUGCACUGCGAGAACUCGGUCUUUCCGGGAAUUAACGUCGAUGGCGGGUACGCAGAAUACCUCAGGACGGGUGCGCGCAGCGUCAUCAAGCUGAAUCCCAAGCUGGAGCCCGCCGACGUGGCGGCCCUUGCGGACGCCGGGCUCACCGCCUACCACGUCAGCGCAAAGGCGGCGAGGGUGCUCAGACCCGGGAAUUUUGUGGUCAUGAUCGGGGCCGGCGGCCUGGGACACAUCGGGAUCCAAGUCAUGAAAGCCAUCAGCGCGGCGACGGUUAUUGUGGUCGACAGGAAUUCGGACGCACUGGUGUUGGCCAAGAAGUUGGGAGCGGAUCAUGUCGUGCAGGCUGGAAGCGAUGAUGGCUUUGUCAAAGAGGUGUUGUCUCUAACAGGAGGAAAAGGCGCAGAAGCCGUGAUCGAUUUCGUCGCCGAAGGCGGUUCAACGUCUACCGGUGUUCGUAUGCUCCGCCGAGCAGGAAAUUACUACAUUGUUGGAUACGGAGAGAACAUCAAUAUACCAACCAUUGACAUUAUAUCGACCGAGAUCAACUUCAUCGGCAACCUAGUGGGAUCGUACAAUGACCUGGCCGAAUUGAUGGUACUGGCUGCUCAAGGGAAAGUGGUUCUGCACACGUCCAUCUAUAAGCUGGAAGACUUUCAGAAGGCCAUUGACGACCUUUCCGCGGGCAAGGUGAGAGGGCGAGCUAUUCUUGUGCCCUGA
Messenger RNA from Cladophialophora bantiana CBS 173.52, 972 nucleotides. RefSeq lists its product as uncharacterized. The record is from RefSeq and is a predicted model, not a curated record. Bases 1 to 972 code for a protein of 323 amino acids. The transcript has 3 exons. Lineage: Eukaryota; Fungi; Ascomycota; Eurotiomycetes; Chaetothyriales; Herpotrichiellaceae. Gene Ontology annotation, molecular function: oxidoreductase activity; zinc ion binding.